AUGAGCAACGAUCAUCAUUAUCAACUUCAUUCACGUACUGUCAUACCCGUGACGGUAAAUCCAAGCGAUGAUCAACGUUUCAUACGUUUUCGUUCAUCGGAAGGACAAUCAAAUGAUAUUCACGAUCGAAUGAGUACACGUAUGCGCGAUUUUGAAGAAGAAUGUCGCCGAUGGCGAGAGAAAUUUUUCAAUGAACCAAAAACUGAGCCUACUGCAUUUCCAUCAACAUCUUUAGUUAGUUCGAAACCACGAAUGCGCGUUGAUUUUCCUGAUUUUCCCGAGUUUGGUGGUGUUGAUUGGCCAACAUUUCGCGGAUCUGCAUCAGGCUUAGGUUCAACACCGAGUACAUCAGGUCAACGUGCAUUCAUCGAAGAAGAUAACGAUGGGCGAAAAAAAUAUAAAAUUCAAUUCGAUAUUGGUGAAUUUCGUCCUGAAGAACUCAAUGUCAAAAUCGAUGGUCGAAUGUUAAUUGUGAAAGGUGAUCGUCAAGUUAAAGUUGGUAAUGCAACUGAAUCAAAACAAUUUAAUCGUGAAUUAACUUUACCGGAAUUCGUCGAUAUUAAAACGUUACAAUCGUAUUUAUCCGAAGAUGGACAACUUACUAUGGAAGCACCAGUACUUAUGGAUCGUGUUUAUAAUGACUCAGGCCUUUCAGCUAUAACAUCGGGAAGUACAUUUCGUCAAGCUAGUCCAGGUCGAGUUGUCGACACAACAUUCAGUACAGGCCGUCAACCCGCAAAUAUUGGCAUUGGCAAUAAUCAAUCAAGUUCAUUUUCAUCAUCGUCAUCCUCAUUUCGCCAAGAAAAUAAUGGCGGUAAUAGUAGCCUUGGAUCGACUAAUUUUCAUCGUAAUAGUCCAUUACGUGAUCAAUAUUCAUCGACAAGUUCAGCAUCUACCAUUGUCGGUAGUAGUAAUAAUCCAACACCUGUUACAUUUUCAACGAUUACAGCACGACCAGAAUUAUCGACGAUUGACCGAAAUGAUGGAACGAAACUUGUCACAUAUAAAUUUAAUUUAAGUGAAUUUCUACCAGAAGAUAUUGCUAUACAAGUUAAUGAUACUAUGCUAAAAGUGAGUGCCUUAAGACAAGAACGCGAUGGACGCGGAGCAAACCAUCGAGAAUUUAAACGAGAAAUAGGUUUACCUGAUGGAGCUGACGCGAAAAAAUUAACAAAUACGUUAAGUGCUGAUGGUAUUCUAACAAUACAAAUCCCUGUACGUGAUAUUCGUCCGCCAUUAACACCGACACUUCAAACACAACAAUUUAAUUUACCAACUAGUAUCGGUACAAAUGAUUCAUAUUCAGUUGCCGAUCAACAACUAAAACUUACAUUUGACUUAAGCGGUUAUAAACCUGACGAUGUUAGUGUUAAAGUUAAUGAUAAUGUUUUGAAAGUUCAAGCUGUUCAUAUUGAUAAUACACGUGGUAAUCAAAUAAACCGUGAAUAUGUGCGUGAGUAUGUUCUACCAGAAUGGGUUGAUGUGAAUAAUUUACGUGCUAAAAUGAGUGAAGAUUCAACGCUUACUGUUGAAUUACCAAUACCACAUGAUCGUGUACCUGCAUUCAACCGUCAAAUUAAAAUUACGCAAUAG
Molecule: messenger RNA, 1593 nt
Organism: Rotaria socialis
Lineage: Eukaryota; Metazoa; Rotifera; Eurotatoria; Philodinida; Philodinidae
Source: the annotation of a GenBank genome assembly